AUAAAAAAGUGACUCAAAGGACUUACAUCGCCUAGGUCUAGUUUCGUAAGAAAAGUAACUUAUUUUCUAAUUUUAUCACCAAAAAUACCAUAUUCUCAAGAGAUCUAGAUUGCAAAGAGUUAAUGGACAGGGCUUGUGGUUGUUGUGAUCAGCUGUUUUGAGAGGGAGUCAAGACAAAUACGAUAAUAUACCUAACGGUUUGUGGACGACGACAAAAGCACAUUGCAAGCACGUUGAUAGAAAUACUUAUCUCCUCAAGCAGUUGGAUGUAUGCCGUUACUUAAGCUGUUACGUUGAAAGUUUUCAGUAAUAUUGACUGCAAAUGCUGACGGGAUUUUGGUUAACCUGACGAUUGUGGUCAUUGGAAACGUAAAGAAGACUAGACAACUGGAUUGCCGAGUCUUUUAUAAUGAAUGAAAAUUUGCUUAAAAGAUAUUUUAUGAUGAUGAUGUGAUGUGACUUCGCUGUUUAUCAAUAAAUCAGUUUUAGUAGAAUUCUCCUGCCUUCGCGAUACGGCGUAAAACUGAGCUCACCAUUUUGAGGAAUCACUUGUAACUAGCUAAGACGGCAUACACAAGAGACUCCGAAACGAAAAACUUCGAAAUACAGUUUCAAAACGCUUGUAUUUUUAUCCAAUAAAUUAUAUGUAACGCCACACAGACGUAUUACAGAAAAUAAUUUCCGUGCUGCCAAGAAAAAUAAUCAACCAAAAUUUCUCCUGGAAAACAGGAACCUUCAUGUCGAGGAAGAAAAAACAGCAUUUGAACAUCAGCUGUAAUUUGGGACUAUUCAGAGCAACGUAUUACAAAUAUAUAAAGAUUCAUGCUUCGGGUUCACAGAACUUAACCACUCUUCAGAAAUUAAAAUUUAUCAAGGAGCAAACGAUUUUUCCACGUGAAGAAAAGUUCUCAUUUUGUUGGUGAAGAUGCUACGCAAUUGUCGAUUCUUGUUUUUCUUUUGUCCAUGCAGGCGUUUGUGUUCUCCAAGAAGACUGUUGAUGUUUGGAAUGCUUCUCGUGCUGUAUUUUAUAACGAACUUAAUCAUUAAGUCGGAAAAUAUUACUGCAGGGAAUUUGGACAGGAAUACAUACAAGCAUCAAGCUCAUGUCCCGAAAUCGAGUUUAAAAGGGUUUUCUCAUCUGAAGCCCAAGAUACUGACAUUACCUGCACCACGGCCAAUUUCUGAGUUCGUAGCUAGUAACGGAACAGUACCAUGCCUUAAAAAAGGAACGAAAAAAGUAGAUAAAGAAGGAUGUGUCUGCAAAAACGGUUGGUUUGGAAAAUCCUGCAACAUACCAGAAUCCAUUCACUUUUCCAAAGAACUUACAACCAAGGAAUUCCUGGAAUUUCGACCUGCAACAGCCAGGCGUAUUAUUUAUGCAGCUCCUUUUAACCACGAAUUUGCAAUGCUAGAAGCAAUACUUAAUGACUUGAAUGAUCUAGUUGACGCGUUCAUCAUUCUGGAGUCACCUUUUUCAGCAUUCGGUGUCAGGAAACCCGUACGGCUGCUUCCCAGACUUCAUCGAGGCUACCUUAAAAAAUUCCAUUCAAAAAUGUUGUAUUUAUAUCUUGAUCAUUUUCCUCUUAAUGGGAGAAAAAAAGGUCAUAUUGCCGACUCGUAUCUAAGGUCUUAUCUUGGGAAGAGAGGAAUGCCUAAUAUAAGGAACGUCGCUGAUGAUGACUUGUUCUUAGUAUUUGAUAUGGACGAAAUACCUUCACGUGACUCUCUUAUCUUCUUGAAGGCUCAUGAUCGUUAUCCAGAACCGUUUGGCUUCCGUUUUAGAUGGUCUGCCUUUGGAUACUUCUGGAAGCACCGUCAUUACAGUCAAGUACCUGCUGGAUGUACAAUUGGUAUGUUGAGGAAAGUCUACCAUGAUGACUCCAAUCUAGUGCGUGACGUCCAUCAUGGCGUGACUAAAAACAAACAAGAGGAAUUCCUGGAAUACAGACAGACUAGUUUGGUUCACCCAUGGUUCCUAGGAGAAGUUGGACACUUUGCUGGGUGGCAUUGCUCAAGCUGCUUUGAUCUUAAAGGCAUUAGAACAAAGUUUAUGUCAGCUCAGAAUGCAGAUUGGCCGAGAUGGGGUAGCAUACCUGAAAAAAUGAGCCUUGAAAGUAUUCGAAAUAUGGCCACAUGGACACUGAUGAAAAACGCACUGCGCAUGCGUUGGGAGAAAAAAAAACAAAAUGGCGGACAAUAACAAUUGAUCACAUCUAAAGGGUUGUACCUUUCAUGUGCUUCAAAAAGUGCACCGCGUCACCAUACGAUAUGGGUUGUGCAGGAAUACUGGGCAACUGACUCUCGUUCAAUGGGCGUCGGUAAAUCCCUUCUAUCGAUGGUAGUACAGGAGUCUGUGGAUCCCCAACACCUAUUCCAAGAGCCGUGUAUAUUGUACCUCUCUGGACCCCAGUGGGUGGCAUCCAGACCGCUUCAGGGUACACUUUAUCGGGUGUGGUCCCUUCAGGGGCGUAUUCCUUGGGGUCUGUGUAUAUGAUGGCUCCACUGGCGUUAAACCGUGCAGCAUUUGCAACCUGUUCAUUAAAUAAUAGGUUAUGAUUUGAGCUAAUAAUAUAAGUGGUAAGUUAGAAUCUGUUUUAAAUGGUGGCCCGUCUUUCAUGUUUUUGAUCCAGCCAACUUUAAUGAGACGAAGCUAGUAAGUUUCUUUUCUUUUAAUAAUCUAACGUAAUAAUUAAUGAUGAUUCAUUUUUACUAAUACUUACUAAUUACUAAUGGCGGUGCCAUUGAAGAUCUUCAUGGCUACAAGCAUUAUUAAGCUGAUAAUGACUAGAUUUUAAUAGACGGGACUGCGUUUACUACUGAGUUGGGACUAGUUUACGUACUUGUUAAAUAAUUGAUAUUAAUGUGUUUCUUAUCUAAAUAUUGUAAGUAGUUUGAUAGCUUUGUAGGUCCCCUAUGGAUACUACCCUAGUUGCUGAAGAGCCACCCUGCUUCAAUAAAAAUGACAUUGACAUUGUU
Actinia tenebrosa (Australian red waratah sea anemone) is the source of this 2976-nucleotide messenger RNA. RefSeq names its product beta-1,4-mannosyl-glycoprotein 4-beta-N-acetylglucosaminyltransferase-like. NCBI's taxonomy places the organism in Eukaryota, Metazoa, Cnidaria, Anthozoa, Actiniaria, Actiniidae. Gene Ontology annotation, biological process: N-acetylglucosamine metabolic process. The record is from RefSeq and is a predicted model, not a curated record. Gene Ontology annotation, cellular component: membrane. Gene Ontology annotation, molecular function: beta-1,4-mannosylglycoprotein 4-beta-N-acetylglucosaminyltransferase activity.